Messenger RNA from Solanum tuberosum (potato), 1576 nucleotides. Its product is annotated as F-box/kelch-repeat protein At3g06240-like. The transcript has a single exon. NCBI's taxonomy places the organism in Eukaryota, Viridiplantae, Streptophyta, Magnoliopsida, Solanales, Solanaceae. Gene Ontology annotation, molecular function: protein binding. Bases 86 to 532 code for a protein of 148 amino acids. The record is from RefSeq and is a predicted model, not a curated record.
ACAAAUGAGAAACCCGAUAACCCAUUCCCGUAGGGUGUAUUUCACCGUCUAGAUUUGCCACUUUCAAUUUCUCUGUAAAUCCCAAAUGGAAUUCGGGGAAGAUGAAGCCUUACAUCAACACCACAAACGAAGCAAAUCCAUUAAGCAUUCUCAACUUCCAUCAACUUCAGUACAAGAUUCAUCUAUUCUGCCACCAGAACUCAUCACUGAUAUCCUCUCGAGGCUUCCGGUGAAGUUCCUCUUGCAAUGCAGGUGUGUUUCGAAAUCUUGGCUUUCUUUGAUCUGUAGCCCUGAAUUUAUCAAGACCCAUCUCAGUUUAGCAGCUAAUAACAAGGACUACAUUAACCAUAGAGUUAUGUUGAGGGUUAGUCCAUCUGAAUGCGGUCUUAAGAACUAUUCACUUAGGUCUUUGCUUGAUGAAUCUGUUGUGGAUUCAUCUGACAUGAAUUAUCCUGUCGAAAAUCACUGUGGGCGUUUUUGGACGGUUGGUUCUGUCAAUGGAUUGAUUUGUGUUUCUGGGUUGUUUCUAUGAAAUCCAUCAAUUAGAAAGUACAAGAAGUUGCCUACUGAAAAAAGGUUUUGCUUCUAGCAUGGUUACGUAUGGUUUUGGGUACGAUGAGAUACAUGAUGAUUAUAAGGUAGUGCGUGUGCGUUCUACUUGUCAACAUCACAAUAAGCAUUAUAACGAGUUCGAAGUAUAUAGUCUAAAGAGUGAUUCUUGGAGAAGCAUCCAUUGUCUUAAGAAUGAGUUACUUUUCACGGAGGUGGGUAAGUUUGUGAAUGGAAAGCUUCAUUGGGCUACUUGUGAUGGUCAUUUGCAUGAGAUGAGGGAUGGAGCAUCAGUUCUAUUGAUUUGUCUUGUGAGGAAUGGGGAGUGGUGGACCUGCCUUGCUAUGGAGAAGGAAAUGGUGUUUUCUCGCUUGGAGUAUAUGGAAGUAAUCUUUCUAUGGUUUGCACUGAUCCGAGAACUCACGUAGAUGUGUGGGUUAUGAAAGAGUAUGGUAUUAAAAAAUCUUGAUGUUUACCAUCAAGUAUCCUCCAUAUGAACACCGUUUGGGUUAUCUGUUUUCUCCAUCCUUUUGCUUGUCAAAUACAGGUGAAAUUUUGGUUAUAUUUGGAUCAGUUUUCAUGAUAUACAAUCCAAAAGAUGACUCGACAAGAUAUCCAAAGUAUGUGGAUGUUGGUGAUGGUAAUUUUGGUGUUGAAGCAGAAAUUUACUUUGAAAGUCUAGUUUGCCCCCUCUUACAAAACGAACUAAGGACACGACAGGGAUGAAUGCUGCAAAAGUUUUGACGAGCUCAAUUGUGUAAGAAGUUACUGGUAAGAGUUCUGCUCUUUACAUUCUUUUCACAGGGGCAGUUCAAUUUUGUCUAUAUUGACAAAUAUAGAAAAACACUUUAACAUAAUUAAGGGUCAUAUUCACACCACAUCUUCCUCGAGAACUUGUUUUCCUAUUGCUAUUUGCAUAUUUCCAUGAAAAAAACAACAUUUUGCAAGAACAAUUGUUUGGUUGUUGUGUUUGGUGUUAUCAACACUCAAAGUAAAUGAGUUGGAACUUUUCACGAUUCUUCAUAAA